AUGCAGGACGGCAGAGCACCAAGGAAUCGGGUGCCUGCCGCUAUCCAGAUCACCGCAGAGCAGCUUCUGCGAGAGGCUCAAGAGCAUCAAGAAUCCACCUUCCAUGGUUCCAAACAACACGUUGAGGAUUUUGAAAAACUCCACGAGUACCGCGGCUGCAAACUCAAGGGGUUUGAAGAGCAAGUCAGAAGGACAAGAGGUAGCAUCAAAGAAUGCACUCAGUAUGCAAACUGGGAUGCUAGCCAAAAUGAAUUUGACCGAUCUCACUCUAUCUUUGAACGCGCUUUGGACGUGGACCCUCGAAGUGUUCAACUAUGGCUCAGUUAUACUGAAAUGGAGCUCAAGUCCCGAAAUUUCCAACAUGCACGCAAUCUAUUCGACCGCGCCAUGACUCUAUUGCCUCGAGUGGACCAGCUCUGGUACAAGUACGUUUACUUGGAGGAGCUUCUGCAAAAUGUCCCCGGUGCCCGACAAGUCUUUAAGCAGUGGAUGCAGUGGGAACUGGACGACAAAGCUUGGCAAGCAUACAUAAAGAUGGAGGAACGGUAUGACGAAUCAGACACGGCCAGUGUUAUAUAUGAGCGAUGGAUAGCUGUCAGGCCAGAUCCGAGGGUAUGGGUGAAGUGGGCAAAGUUUGAAGAAGAGCAGGGGAAGUUGGACAAAGCAAUAGAGGUAUUCCAAACCGCUCUCCAGUUUUUUUGGGGACGAGGAAGAGCAGGUAGAAAAGGCUCAAGCAUUAGAAGAUUCACACCAUCACGUCUUCCGCGAUCAAAAUCAGCGAAUUCAUACGCAGCUUAUACCAAAUUCGAGAAGCAACACGGCACGCGGUCCAUUGUAGAAUCUACGGUUUUGCAGGACGGGCGAAAUUAUGAUGUCUGGUUCGACUACGUUUGGCUGGAAGAAGGUGGCACCAAGGAAGAGCAGGAUGCAACCACUGAGCGCGUGCGAGACAUUUACGAGCGUGCUGUUGCACAUGUACCUCCUGGACAAGAAAAAUGUCAUUGGAGACGGUAUAUCUUCCUUUGGCUUGAGUAUGCUUUACAGUCAAAUUCAACGGCAGCGCGCAAAAUGCUUGGGACCGCCAUUGGCAUGUGCCCGAAGGAGUCUUUAGUCAAGGGUUAUGUUCAACUCGAGAUGAUUCUGCGAGAAUUUGACCGUUACGAUCCUACCAACUCAGCGGCGUGGAUCAAAUACGCUGAACUCGAGACGGCUCUUGAGGACUUCACCCGUGCAGAGGCGCUUGAACUCGGAGUGUCUCAAGCAUCACUAUCGAUGCCCGAAAUCCUUUGGAAGGCAUAUAUCGACUUCGAAAAGACUAGGUCACUUUACGAGCGCCUGGUGGUUCUCAGCGGACACUAUAAGGUGUGGAUAUCCUAUGCCGAGUUCGAGGGAUCAAGUAUUCCCUUGCCGAGAGCUAUGCGAGAAGAUGAGGAAGAUGAGGAUGCCGAACCUCGGGUUGUCGCUGGUGAUCCCGAACUAUCACGACAAGUCUUUGAACGUGGUUACAAAGACUUGAAAGUCAAGGGCCUAAAAGCCGAGAGGGCUGCUUUACUCGAGUCAUGGAAAGCGUUCGAACAAGAACAUGGCAGCGAGAGCGAUUUAGCUAAGGUGGAAGGCAUGAUGCCUAUCAUCGGCAGGAAGCAACACGUCGACAGAGAGACAGAUCAAGUAGUAGAAGAUUGGGAACUUGUAUUCGCCGACGACGAACGAGAAGCCAAUCCAAGAUCUUUCAAGUUCUUGCAGAUGGCUCAUGCCUGGAAAAAAUCACAGGCCAAGAAACCUGGAGGGAGUGGUAUUCUUCCUGGUUUCACUCCUGCGACAUCGAUGGCGGACUCGCCUUUCGUCAGCGCCUUCUCGGACCCUGCUCUUCCUCUCGUCUCUAAUGCGUCCCCCUUCCAGCGAGCUGAUGUGCAUGACGACGAGUACGACGAGCGCAAGUCUUUCCGCAGCGACGACUUUGACAACCGCAGCCGCCUCACAAGGAACCGGGUCUCAUGGCGAAAGAAGCACUGUCUGGUAAGAUCGGAGAUGGCGAGACGACUGAAGUGCUCUAGGAAUCUUCUGCGCGCCGUCGCUGGGUCGCGGUGUGCUGGGCUCUGA
Messenger RNA from Suillus fuscotomentosus, 2100 nucleotides. RefSeq lists its product as uncharacterized. The record is from RefSeq and is a predicted model, not a curated record. Gene Ontology annotation, biological process: spliceosomal complex assembly; mRNA splicing, via spliceosome. The transcript has 16 exons. Gene Ontology annotation, cellular component: U2-type catalytic step 2 spliceosome; Prp19 complex; precatalytic spliceosome. Gene Ontology annotation, molecular function: protein binding. Lineage: Eukaryota; Fungi; Basidiomycota; Agaricomycetes; Boletales; Suillaceae. The coding region runs from base 1 to 2100 and encodes 699 amino acids.